AGCCCAUGGCCCGCGGCGGGGGGGGGGGAGGAGCCCAGAACAGCCCCUUGCGGGAGGAGCACGUGACCUGCGUCCAGAGCAUACUGGACGAGUUCCUACAGGCCUAUGGGAGCCUCAUCCCAGUAAGCACCGAGGAGGUGGUGGCCAAACUGGAGGACAUCUUCCAGCAGGAGUUCAGCACCCCCCAGAGGCGGGUCUCGGUACAGCAGCUGCUGCAGUCCUACCAGCGCCUACCGGGCACUGCUCUGCUCAGGGGGUUCCGGGUCAGCUACAAGCGUCACGUGCUCACCAUGGACGACCUACAGACCCUAUAUGGGCCCAACUGGCUCAAUGACCAGGUGAUGAACAUGUAUGGGGACCUGGUGAUGGACGCGGUACCCGACAAGGUCCACUUCUUCAACAGCUUCUUCUAUGACAAGCUGAGGACAAGAGGCUAUGAGGGGGUGCAGCGUUGGACCAAGAAC
This is a messenger RNA of Melopsittacus undulatus (budgerigar), 464 nucleotides long. Its product is annotated as sentrin-specific protease 3-like. The transcript has 5 exons. Gene Ontology annotation, biological process: proteolysis; protein desumoylation. Gene Ontology annotation, cellular component: nucleus. Lineage: Eukaryota; Metazoa; Chordata; Aves; Psittaciformes; Psittaculidae. The annotation marks the transcript as partial. The record is from RefSeq and is a predicted model, not a curated record. Gene Ontology annotation, molecular function: deSUMOylase activity.